This is a messenger RNA of Bactrocera oleae (olive fruit fly), 4285 nucleotides long. Lineage: Eukaryota; Metazoa; Arthropoda; Insecta; Diptera; Tephritidae. The record is from RefSeq and is a predicted model, not a curated record.
AUUGCAUUCAUUUUGCAGUUUCUUUCAUUCAUUCAUUUGUCAGUUUGCGAUAGUUGAAGUAAAGUUUUUGGAAAUUCUAUUAGACUUGUUUUUAUUGAAUUUAUGACCUCAAUUUAUCUAAUAUGAAGAUUUAAAAAUAUUGAGAUCCAUUCUUUAUAACACAAAGCGUUAUUAGCCAUAAGAUAUUGUCUUCAACAGAAAAGGUGAAUUAGUUUUGUAAAGUGAAAAAAUCAAUUAGCAAAAGAGGAAAUUUUUGUCGACAUCAUCAAAUGUAUGAAUGCUUUCGAAAAACUGAGGAGUACAAUUUUGAAGCCGACUCGAAGUAAAGCAUCCAUUGCCAGGAUAUUAAACUAAAAAUAGAUGAAAUAAUCUGAUAAACACUACCAACUGAAUUUGUGUGUUAGCACGACGAAAUGGCUUUAAAAAAAGUGAAGGGAAAUUUCGAACGUAUGUUUGACAAGAAUCUUACGGAUCUUGUGCGAGGCAUAAGGAAUAAUAAGGACAACGAGGCCAAAUACAUAGCGCAAUGUAUUGAGGAAAUCAAACAAGAACUACGACAGGAUAACAUCAACGUUAAGUGCAAUGCCGUUGCGAAAUUAACAUAUAUACAAAUGCUCGGUUAUGACAUCUCAUGGGCCGGGUUUAAUAUAAUCGAAGUAAUGAGCUCGUCACGCUUUACAUGCAAACGUAUUGGCUACUUGGCAGCAAGCCAAUGCUUUCAUCCUGAUAGUGAACUACUAAUGUUGACAACAAAUAUGAUACGCAAGGAUUUGAAUUCUCAAAAUCAAUACGAUGCUGGUGUGGCUUUAAGCGGUCUUAGUUGCUUCAUUUCUCCCGAUUUAUCUCGGGACCUUGCAAAUGAUAUUAUGACUCUGAUGAGCUCGACAAAACCGUAUUUGCGUAUGAAAGCUGUUCUUAUGAUGUAUAAAGUAUUUUUACGCUAUCCAGAAGCAUUAAGACCUGCAUUUCCAAAACUUAAGGAAAAAUUAGAGGACCCUGAUCCAGGUGUACAAUCUGCUGCUGUUAAUGUGAUCUGCGAGUUGGCCCGAAAAAAUCCCAAGAACUAUCUGCCUUUAGCACCAGUAUUUUUUAAACUCAUGACGACUUCCACCAACAACUGGAUGUUAAUUAAAAUAAUUAAACUGUUUGGCGCUUUAACUCCUUUAGAACCCCGGCUAGGAAAGAAAUUAAUAGAACCUCUCACAAAUCUUAUUCAUAGUACGUCCGCUAUGAGUUUGCUUUACGAGUGCAUAAACACAGUGAUCGCAGUGCUCAUCAGUAUUAGCAGCGGAAUGCCGAAUCAUAGUGCUUCAAUACAGCUUUGUGUGCAGAAACUACGCAUUCUCAUAGAGGAUUCCGACCAGAAUUUGAAAUACCUGGGACUGUUGGCCAUGUCUAAAAUUCUGAAAACCCACCCGAAAAGCGUGCAAGAGCACAAGGAUUUAAUUUUGGCGUGCCUAGAUGAUAAGGACGAAUCGAUACGACUUCGUGCUCUCGAUUUACUUUAUGGAAUGGUUUCAAAAAAGAAUCUCAUGGAAAUCGUCAAACGUUUACUAGGUCACAUGGAGCGUGCUGAAGGAUCGCUGUAUCGCGAUGAAUUGCUGUUCAAAGUAAUUGAGAUUUGCUCACAGAGUUCUUAUUUGUACGUUACGAAUUUCGAAUGGUACUUAACCGUGCUGGUUGAGUUGAUUCAACUAGAAGCUGGUUCUAAACACGGGCGUUUAAUCGCCGAGCAACUGCUAGAUGUUGCCAUACGGGUACCAGUUGUACGUCAAUUUGCAGUGAAUGAAAUGACCAACUUGUUGGACACAUUCUCCAUAUCCUCGCAGAGCAAUUCAAUGUAUGAAGUGCUAUACGCCGCAGCUUGGAUCGUGGGAGAAUUUUCAAACGAUUUGGAAGAUGCCGAAAGAACUCUAAAUAUAUUAUUACGUCCACGCCAAGUACCCGGCCAUAUACAAGGUGUGUUUGUACAAAAUGUUACUAAAUUAUUUACAAAACUAGCAACUACAUGUCUGGAAAAUAAGGAUGUUACCGGCUUGAUUCGACUUUGUGAUCAUGUUCUGGAGAAACUUCAAAGUUUUGGUAGUUCGAAUGAUAUUGAAGUGCAGGAGCGUGCGAAUGCAUCAUGUAUUCUAAUUGAAAUGCUCCGUACCCAAUUCAGUAAGUCGCCUAACACUGGCGCGACAUUGAGCAGCAGUUAUCAUAAAAGCACCACAAUUGUGACACUCUCUACCGAGGUGGUUGAAAAUUUGCCUGAGCAUAACACAACCACAAUACCUGCUAUUAUACCGACUCUAGCAAUCGAAAUUGUUCAAGAGAUGACUUUGUUAUUUGAUGGCGAACUUAUACCAGUGGCUCCAAAAGCACAACGCAAAGUUCCACUUCCUGACGGUCUCGAUUUAGAUGAGUGGAUAAAUGCGCCGCCUGAAGAUGAAAGUAGCAAUUCGUCCCAAGAAGAAAAAGAUGAACUGUUUGUGUCAGCUGUUCAUAAUGACAGUGGAACAUUGGGUAAGCGACGCAAGAGUGAAGAGCUGACUCCCGAGCAAAUCGAACGAAAUCGCAUGGCCCGUCUAAUAGAACAAUCUCACAACCCACACUAUAUUAAAUCUUCACCUUCAGCAACAGAUAUGAAUAAACAGAAGGGCCCAACUGCAAGUAACUCCAGUUAUAAUGUUGAUCAAUAUGACAAUAUUGAUGAAAUACCGAUUUCGGAACUGUCCUUGGAUGUACCUCUUCAAAUAGGUGGUAAGUUGUUUGGGAUUCCAUUCAAUAGGAAAUCAGUUUUCACCAAUUUAUAUUUUCGUUAUUUGUAUAUAUUUUCUCAUUUGAAAGUUAUGAAACGUUCUGAUCGCUAUCUAAUACAAGAGAAAACAAUGAGCAAGGAGAAGAAAAAACAUAAAAAGUCAAAGAAAAGCAAAAGAUCAAAAAACAAAGUGGCAUACAGCAGCUCUGAAUCGGAGGAUGACUCGAAACCGCGUCAUAUAGUAAACACAAUCAUGGAUAUGCCUGAAGGUGUGGCUCUUUCGGACAGUGAAGACAAAGAUUGCAAGUUCGAUCCGAAUGAUCCCCAUCGAGCUCUGAAUAUUGAUUUAAAUAUUCCUGAUCUGGAGGAGCCCAAAGGACGAGUGAAGCCCGCGCCCCAAAGUCUAAACAAUAAUUCCCAAACAUUAAUAAAUGAAAUUGAUUCAAAAGGUAAAACCAAGAAACGAGACAAGAAGAAGUCCAAAAGCAAAGAGAACGAUGUAGAAGAGUUCGGACGCCACAACAAAGACUCAGAUAGUGUCCACAAACCCAAAUCAAAGAAGAAAUCGAAAAGUAAUACAAAUACAAGCAAUACUAAUUUGUUAGAUAUUUCACCAGAGGGGGUAACGAGCUUUGCAAAAACGUCGAUGGACGACAGCAACACAACUGUGGAAAAACGCAAGAAGGAGAAAUCACAUAAAUCGAAAGAUACAGGUAAGGGGACCGUCAUCGUAAAGAAAGAGAAAAAGGCUAAACAUCAUCGUAGUCACAGUAAGGAGAAAAAACAUAGUAUUCUCGAAUCGUCGUUAGGAGGUUACGAAGAAGCCAUAGGCAUUUCAACACCAACUGCAAUAGCUAAUAAUUACACUAAAGUAUAGGAUAACAUUAAGCAAAGCCAAUAUUUUGCAUAGGAUUGAAGCUGACGUGUACAUGUACAAAGUAUGUGAAAAAGACUUGCAAUGCAAAAUGUAAAUGUAAUAUCACUUUUUAUAUAUGUACCGAAUCACGAAGGUGGAUCACAAAAUAAUUUGCAUUGCAACAGUCCCAAUUUUUCCGUCAAGUGAAUAAAAAUGUGUUCAAGCGUUCAAAACAUGACUUGGCAGGAAGUUAUGACAAAAUCCUUUAAACUUAUACUUACAGAUGUAUAUUAACGAUUGUUGAAAUUGUUUCGAAACAAAAGAGGUCCUUUCCCCACGCAUACAUACAUAUAUAAAAGCACAUCUACUACAUAUACAUACAGCUUUUCUAGCUUUAAAGACUUUAAAAAUACAUAACUGUCAAAAUAUUUUAUAUCAACUUAUAGAAAUUAUAAGCUUAUGAAUGCUGUAGAGUAGCGAGUUAUGAAAUCUAUAAAGCCUAUUCCUUUAACAAUGCCUCUACAAUCGUAUAUCCUUAUAGACUAACGGAGAAAACGUACAUGCAGUACUCGUUCCCUAAUUAAGAUAUGAACUGUAAUAAAAUAUGAUUAUAUUGUAUAAUACAUAGUAAGUUUGUAAAGUGAAUACAGAAUGAACAAAUAUACAUACAUAUAUAAUAAUCAAUA